AUGGCUAGCCAGGAUGCUCCCAACGGGACCAACGGCGCUGGCCCCGAGAAGAAGGGCGCCCUCAAGAGCGUGUUUGGCGCUCCCAAGGCUCUCGGAAAGGGAGUCGGAAAGGGUGUCAUGAGCGUCGGCACUGGUGUCACAAAGGGAGUGACCAUGGUCGGCGGUGCUGCUGUUGACGGUGUUGGCACCGUCGGCCGCGGGGCUGUCGGCAUUACAGGCGCUGUUGCCGGCGGAACCGUCGCGGGCAUUGGUGCUGUUGCUGGCACUGCCAUUAGCGGUGUCGGUGCAGUUGCAGGCGGUGCCAAGAAUGCCAUUGGCAGCAUGCCCGGCAUGGGCCAUCUCAAGGACGAUCCCAAGAAUUCGGCCCGUGCCCUUGCCAUCGACACGUCCACUUCGAACGCCCCCAAGACCACGGCGUCCCUCGCGGACGCUGUUGUGGCCUCAAAGCCCAUCACCGAGGACGACAUCCCCGGCACCAUCCCCAAGACUGUUCUCCCCGGCGUCCCCGACUGGAUGCCUAGGGGCUGGAAGGAGGUUGGCGGCAUCGAGGGCCGCGGUGUUCGUGACACCAAGACCCAGGAGGAGCUCAGCAUCCUCUCGACCUACCUCAAGGACCAGUACUACGGCCAGUGGUACCACAAUGGUGGUGUGAUCAUCUUCGCAGUCGUGUCCACUCGCUUCAUCACCGCCAUCGGCCUUGGCUGGGGCUGGAUUUUCGUCAUCCUCGCCUUCUGCGCGACCAUGUACUCUCUUUCGAUCGAGCGCACCCGCCGCUACGCUCGCGAUGACAUUCAGCGCGAGCUCGUCAAGACCCGUCUCAUUACCGAGACCGAGUCGGCUGACUGGCUCAACGGCUUCCUGGACCGCUUUUGGCUCAUGUACGAGCCCGUUCUUUCCGCCACUAUUAUUGCCGCCGUCGCCCCUGCUCUGGAUGCCAACUGCCCCAGCUUCUUGGAGGGUCUUGCCAUGCCUACUUUUACCCUCGGCAACAAGGCUCCCCGCAUCGACUAUGUCCGCACCUUCCCCAAGACCCCCAAUGACGAGGUCGUCAUGGACUGGGCCCUCUCGUUCACUCCCAACGACAUUCAGGACAUUACCCCGCGUCAGCUCAAGGACCGCGUCAACCCCAAGAUUGUUCUCGAGAUCCGCCUCGGCAAGGGCUUCAUUUCCACUGGCAUGCCUAUCCUCCUCGAGGACCUCAACUUCUCCGGCAAGAUGCGCAUCAAGCUCAAGCUCAUGAGCGCCAUGCCCCACGUCCAAAAGGUCGAGAUGUCCUUCCUCGAGAAGCCCCAGUUUGACUUUGUCCUCAAGCCCAUCGGUGGAGAGACUCUUGGCUUUGACAUUAACAUGAUUCCCGGCCUCGAGCCCUUCAUCCACAACCAGGUUCACGCCGCCCUCGGUCCCAUGAUGUACGACCCCAACGUGUUCACCAUCGACCUUGAGCAGCUCAUGUCGGGCACCCCUCUCGACGCCGCUGUUGGCGUUCUCAAGAUCCACAUCCUCGACGCCCACGGCCUCAAGUCGACCAAGAUUGGUGGCGGUGCUCCCGACCCGUACGUUUCCAUGUCUCUCGGUACCAACCCCGCCGUCGCCCGCACCAAGACCAUCGAGGCCACCGCUACUCCUGCCUGGGGUGAGACCCAGUUUGUUCUUAUCAACUCGCUUUCCGACGUUCUCAACCUCAACGUUUUCGACUACAACGAGCACCGCCCCGACGACCUCAUCGGCACGGUCAUGCAGGAGCUCAAGGAGCUUGCCGACGAUGCCGAACGCGAGGGUGUUGUCGGCAAGGUUCUCGACGGCGGCAAGGACCGCGGUGACCUUCGUUUCGACCUGACCUACUACCCGACCAUUCAGCCCGUCAAGAACGCCGACGGUGUCCUGGAGCCCGUUCCCGACAUUCCCACUGGUAUUGUUCGUCUUACCGUCCACCAGGCCAAGGACUUUGACCGUGCCGGCAACGACCUCAACUCGUUUGCUGAGAUCUUCCUCGGUGCCAGCAAGACUCCCUGCCACGUUACCGAUGUUGUCAAGAAGUCCAAGACCCCUGCCUACGAGUCCCACACCGAGUUCCUGGUUGCCGACAAGAACGCAUCUGUUAUUACCGUUGUCUGCAAGGACAAGGCCGGUGGCUCCCUUGGUCGUCUUAGCAUGAAGCUUGCCGAGAUUAUGGCUGCCAAGGCCUCUGGCAACGACUGGUUCCCCCUCGCCGGCACCCGCGAUGCCAAGGUCCGUAUCUCUGCCGACUUCCGUCCCGUUGCCAUGGCUGGCGUCAUCGACGCUGCUUCCUCGUACCAGCCUCCUAUCGGUAUCCUUCGCGUCUUGAUCAAGAACGCCACCGAUAUCAAGAACCUCGAGCUCGCCGGCAAGUCUGACCCAUACGUCCGUGUCUCCGUCAACAACAAGACUCUCGCCCGUACCGAGGUCGAGAACAACAACCUCAACCCCGUUUGGGACCAGUUUGUCUACGUUCCCGUCCACAGCCUCCGCGAACGCGUUGUCCUCGAGGUCAUGGACUACGAGAACGUUGGCAAGGACCGCACCCUCGGCACUGUUUCUAUUGACGCUUCCGACUUUAUUGUCGCCAACGAGUCUGACCUCACGUACCCCUACGCUUCCAAGGCUGGUCCCCAGACCCGCUCCGACCGCAUCAAGCAGGCGUCGGCCGGCCAGUUCAAGGGUACUCUCAACUACGAGGUCGACUUCUGCCCCGCUGUUGCCUUCAAGGACGGUGUCUCGUUUGAGGCCAAGGCCAACGACCUCGAGGAGGCUGCCGCUGCCAGGACUGCCGCCAGCACCAACGGUGCCCCCACUCCUAUCGCGAGUGGUACAGCCACCCCUGUUGCCGCCCCCGUCCCGGCAGUCCCCGUUAAGGAAGCUGCCAAGGAAGUCGCCAAGGACGCUGUCAACGGUGGCACGCCCAAGGAGGGUGAGGCCGAGGCCGAGCCCGAGAAGCCCACUCCUGGUGUCGUCCUGUCCGAUGCCGAGAUCCUCGGUUCCCAGAGCGGUGUGCUCGUUUUCCAGUGCAUCGAAGGCCACCUCCCCAAGAAGGGCUGCCUCGAGGUCCUCUUCGACGAGGGCUACUGGCCCGCCUACACUUCGGAGCGUGCUCGCAGCCAGCACGCUCGCUGGGACCAGGUCGGCGAGGGCUUUGUCCGUGAGCUCGACGUUGGCACGACCUGGCUGCGUAUCAACGCUGCCGAUGACCCUACUGCGGACAAGGACGAGAUUGUGGCCGAGCUGCACCUGGACACCAAGGAGUUCCUCGAGCAGUCGCUCAACAAGGAGGCCACCUUUGUCCUCACUGGCGAGGACGGCAGUCGCAGCACCAUCAAGAUGUCGUCGCGCUUCGUCCCCGUCGGCAUCAAGCUCACCGCCCGCGAGUCGAUCAACGACCAGGGUAUGCUCCGCGUGACUGUCAUCAGUGCCAAGAACCUCAAGGCCGCCGACCGUGGUGGCAAGUCUGACCCCAACGUCACCUUCCUCCUGAACGGCGACAAGGUCUUCAAGUCCGAGACCAAGAAGAAGACGGUCAACCCCGUCUGGAACGAGACCUUUGAGGUCGCCGUCCCUUCGCGUGUCAAGGCCCAGCUCGCGUACGAGGUCGAUGACUGGAACACAGUCGGCUCUGCCGACGAGCUCGGUGGCGGCCUCCUCAACCUCGCCGCCCUCGAGCCCAUGGAGCUCCAGAACCUUGACGUCCCGGUCGUUCUCGAGGGCAAGCAGUUCGGUACCUUGCAGUGCAACGUUCUGUUCCGCCCCCAGAUCAUUGCCCGUACCCGCCAAAAGACCUCUACCUUCUCGGCUGCCGGCCGCACUGUUACCAACAUUGGUGGCGCUGCCAUUGGUGCCCCCGUCGCUGUCGGCAAGGGUGUGGUUGCCGGUGGUGGUGCCGUCGUCUCUGGUGUCGGCCACGUCAUCACCGCUCCCACGCGUCUCUUCAGGAAGAAGGACCGUUCGAGCAGCGUCAACGAGCCUCCCACCAUUGUGGAAACUCCCCCCGUGGCCGGCCAGGGCUACAACGUUGCUCCUCAGGUCCAGCUCGCUCCCAACACCCAGGUCUCGGGCCCGGCCGACCUCGUUGAGGAGCUCGUUCCCGCCGCCGCCGUCGGCGCCAUUGCCGCUGGCGAGACCCUCCCUGAGGGUGCCGGUGCGGCCACCUCUGAGCCUGGUACUCUUACCGUCGCCGUCAUUGGCGCCAAGGACCUCAAGCCCUCUGGCUCGCACGGCGCCAAGGACCUCAAGCCCUACGCGGUCGUCAAGCUCGGCGCCAAGACGAUGAAGACCGACUACCAGAAGGGCGUCGAGUGCGAAUGGAACGACACGUUCAACUUCAACCUUCUGCCCGGCACCACCCAGUUUGUCAUCACCGUCUACGACAAGCACUCGUUUGGCAAGGACAGCGAGAUUGGCGAGGCCACCAUUGACAUCUGGCGCCACAUCCAGCCUGCCGUCCCGACCGCCGACGUCUUUGUCGAGCUCAACGACGGCACCGGUCUCCUCAAGCUCCGCCUCGACUGGCAGACGGGCCUCAUGUCCAAGGGCCUCGCGCGCACCCGUAGCCGCACGCCCAGCGUGAGCUCCAAAAACGGCGUCUCGACCGACACCCCGCGUUCGUCCAAGUUCACCAUGACGCCGCAGAAGGGACAGCAGUAA
Apiotrichum porosum is the source of this 4656-nucleotide messenger RNA. RefSeq lists its product as uncharacterized. The transcript is spliced from 9 exons. NCBI's taxonomy places the organism in Eukaryota, Fungi, Basidiomycota, Tremellomycetes, Trichosporonales, Trichosporonaceae. Gene Ontology annotation, molecular function: lipid binding. The record is from RefSeq and is a predicted model, not a curated record. The coding region runs from base 1 to 4656 and encodes 1551 amino acids.